UUCUGAAGAAGGAUUUGGUUUUCCGGAGUCCUGAUACUGGGGAAGAGAUCCAGUUUCUUCCCUCUUUUCGAGUGAAAAGUCCUCUUGAAUAGCUUGCCUGCUUGAACUCAACAGAAGGUCUCUUUAUAUGUUAAGGAAAGUUGCAAGGAUUCUUUGAAUCAUGGAGCUGCUAGUUUUCUGACAUCUUCCUUAUCUCAGAGGGAUAACAUUUCUAAAAGUGUUGUUGGGCUGGUGUAAUGCAAGAACAGAAGCAACAUGAAAUGGAAACGUUAUUCUUUUACUGUCGUGGUAGCUGUACUCAGCCUGUCUCGGGUCCAUCAGUUACUGGGUCAGCUUAUUCCAGACUCUGAUGACCUCGAGAGAGGAAACGACAGCGGAACACCACUUCCCACCUCAGAUAAUGAGGACAAUUCUCUGGGCUACACAGGUUCCCGUCUUCGCCAAGAGGAUUCCCCACCUCGCAUUGUUGAACAUCCUUCAGAUCUAAUUGUUUCUAAAGGAGAACCAGCAACUUUGAACUGUAAGGCUGAAGGCAGGCCAACACCAACUAUUGAAUGGUACAAAGGAGGAGAAAGGGUUGAAACAGACAAAGAUGAUCCUCGUUCUCAUCGGAUGUUGCUGCCAAGUGGAUCUUUAUUUUUCUUACGAAUAGUUCAUGGCCGCAAAAGCAGGCCUGAUGAAGGAGUCUAUGUCUGUGUAGCAAGGAAUUACCUUGGUGAAGCUGUGAGCCACAAUGCAUCGCUGGAAGUAGCAAUACUGCGUGAUGACUUCAGGCAAAACCCUUCUGAUGUCAUGGUAGCAGUAGGUGAACCAGCUGUGAUGGAAUGCCAACCUCCAAGAGGCCAUCCUGAGCCUACGAUUUCAUGGAAGAAAGAUGGGUCCCCCCUGGAUGACAAAGAUGAAAGAAUUACAAUCAGAGGAGGAAAGCUGAUGAUCACCUAUACUAGGAAGAAUGAUGCUGGCAAAUAUGUCUGUGUUGGAACAAACAUGGUGGGAGAAAGAGAGAGUGAAGUGGCAGAGCUCACAGUUUUAGAAAGACCAUCAUUUGUGAAGAGACCAAGUAAUUUGGCAGUAACUGCAGAUGACAGUGCAGAGUUUAACUGUGAAGCGCGUGGUGAUCCAGUGCCAACAGUAAGGUGGCGAAAAGAUGAUGGAGAGCUACCUAAAGCAAGAUAUGAAAUCCGUGAUGACCAUACCCUGAAAAUUCGAAAAGUUAUGGCAGGAGACAUGGGUUCUUACACUUGUGUUGCAGAAAAUAUGGUUGGAAAAGCGGAAGCAUCGGCCACUCUAACAGUUCAAGUUGUAUCUGAACCACCACAUUUUGUUGUGAAACCUCGUGACCAGGUGGCUGCACUGGGCAGAACUGUGACUUUCCAGUGUGAAGCGACUGGAAAUCCUCAACCAGCAAUAUUUUGGCGAAGAGAAGGAAGUCAGAACUUGCUUUUUUCAUACCAACCUCCUCAGUCUUCCAGCCGGUUUUCUGUCUCUCAAACGGGUGACCUCACCAUUACAAAUGUCCAACGAUCUGAUGUUGGCUAUUAUAUUUGCCAGACUUUAAAUGUUGCGGGAAGCAUCACGACAAAAGCAUACUUAGAGGUUACUGAUGUUAUUGCAGACCGGCCUCCCCCUGUCAUUCGACAAGGCCCUGUGAAUCAGACUGUCGCUGUGGAUGGUACUUUAGUACUCAGCUGUGUGGCUGCAGGCACUCUAAUGCCAACAAUUCUCUGGAGAAAGGAUGGUACCCUCAUCUCCACACAGGAUUCCCGCAUCAAGCAGCUGGAAACUGGUGCAUUACAGAUUCGAUAUGCCAAGCUGGGUGACACUGGUCGGUACACGUGCAUUGCCUCCACCCCAAGUGGUGAAGCAUCAUGGAGUGCUUACAUUGAAGUCCAAGAAUUUGGAGUUCCAGUGCAGCCACCAAGACCCACUGACCCUAACUUGAUUCCCAGUGCACCAUCAAAACCUGAAGUUACUGAUGUCAGCAAAAAUACAGUAACACUAUCAUGGAAGCCUAAUUUGAAUUCAGGUGCAACUCCAACCUCUUAUAUAAUAGAGGCGUUCAGCCAUGCAGCUGGCAGCAGCUGGCAAACCGUAGCAGAAAAUGUGAAAACAGAAACAUUUGCUGUUAAAGGUCUGAAACCAAAUGCAAUUUAUCUCUUCCUUGUGCGAGCAGCCAAUGCAUAUGGAAUUAGUGAUCCCAGCCAAAUAUCUGACCCAGUGAAAACACAAGAUGUUCCACCUACAAGUCAGGGUGUGGAUCACAAACAAGUACAGCGGGAGCUGGGUGAUGUUGUUCUACAUCUCCAUAAUCCCACAAUCCUUUCUUCUUCCUCAAUUGAAGUUCAUUGGACAGUUGACCAACAAUCCCAAUAUAUUCAGGGAUAUAAAAUUUUGUACAGGCCAACAGCUAGUUCUCAAGGAGAAUCUGAGUGGUUGAUUUUUGAAGUAAGGACACCAACAAAAAACAGUGUUGUGAUUCCUGAGCUCAAAAAAGGAGUGAACUAUGAAAUCAAAGCUCGACCUUUUUUUAACGAGUUUCAAGGAGCUGAUAGUGAAGUGAAAUUUGCCAAAACUCUGGAAGAAGCUCCAAGUGCUCCUCCACAAAGUGUUUCAGUAACUAAGAAUGAUGGAAAUGGCACUGCGAUUGUAAUAACAUGGCAACCUCCCCCAGAGGAGACGCAGAAUGGGAUGGUUCAGGAAUACAAGGUCUGGUGCCUUGGCAAUGAAAGUCGAUACCACAUAAAUAAGACAGUGGAUGGUUCCACAUUUUCUGUAGUAAUCCCGUCUUUAGUGCCUGGUAUUCGAUACAGUGUGGAAGUGGCAGCAAGUACUGGAGCUGGAGCUGGAGUGAAAAGUGAGCCACAAUUUAUUCAGUUAGAUUCUCAUGGAAACCCUGUGUCACCAGAAGACCAAGUCAGUUUAGCCCAACAGAUUUCAGAUGUUGUAAAACAGCCAGCAUUCAUUGCUGGAAUUGGUGCUGCCUGUUGGAUUAUCCUUAUGGUUUUCAGCAUUUGGUUAUACCGUCAUCGAAAGAAACGCAGUGGACUCGCUAGUACUUAUGCUGGUAUCAGAAAAGUCCCGUCUUUUACCUUCACACCAACAGUAACGUAUCAAAGAGGAGGUGAAGCUGUAAGCAGUGGAGGCAGGCCAGGCCUUUUAAACAUCAAUGAACCUGCCACUCAGCCAUGGCUUGCAGAUACAUGGCCUAAUACUGGGAAUAAUCACAACGACUGCUCCAUCAACUGCUGCACAUCAGGCAAUGGAAACAGUGACAGCAACCUCACUACAUAUAGUCGCCCAGCUGAUUGUAUAGCAAAUUACAACAAUCAGCUGGAGAACAAGCAAACAAACCUGAUGCUGCCUGAGUCAACAGUUUAUGGUGAUGUGGACUUAAGCAACAAAAUCAAUGAAAUGAAAACUUUCAACAGCCCAAAUCUAAAAGAUGGAAGAUACGUCAGCCAACCAGGUCAGCCUACACCUUAUGCCACCACUCAGCUCAUCCAGUCAAACAUCAGCAAUAAUGUUAACAGUGGCAGUGGUGAUUCAAAUGAAAAACACUGGAAGCCAUCUGCACAGCAGAAACAAGAGGUUGCGCCAGUUCAGUACAACAUUAUGGAACAAAACAAAUUGAACAAAGACUACCGAUCAAAUGAUAAUGCUCCAACCAUCCCAUACAACCAAGCCUACGAUCAGAAUACAGGAGGGUCCUACAACAGCUCAGAUCGAGGAAGCAGUACAUCUGGGAGUCAAGGGCACAAGAAGGGUGCUAAAACCCCCAAGGCAUCCAAACAGGCUGGUAUGAACUGGGCAGACCUACUUCCACCUCCCCCUGUACAUCCUCCUCCCCACAGUAACAGUGAAGACUACAGUCUAUCCGUAAAUGAAAGCUAUGACCAGGAAAUCCCAUGUCCAAUCCCACCAGCAAGAAUGUACCUACAGCAGGAUGAACUAGAGGAAGAGGAAGAGGAUGAGCGAGGUCCCACACCACCAGUUCGAGGAGCAGCUUCAUCUCCAGCAGCAGUGUCCUACAGCCAUCAGUCUACUGCUACAUUAACUCCUUCCCCCCAAGAAGAACUCCAGCCAAUGCUACAGGAUUGCCCGGAGGAAAUGGGACAUUUUCAACAUCCACAAGAUCGGAGACGACAGCCUGUGAGCCCUCCUCCUCCUCCAAGACCUAUCUCUCCGCCACAUACCUAUGGUUACAUUUCAGGACCUCUUGUAUCAGACAUGGAUACUGAUGCACCAGAAGAGGAGGAUGAAGCAGACAUGGAAGUGGCCAAGAUGCAGAACAGAAGGCUUCUUUUGCGUGGUCUUGAACAGACGCCAGCCUCAAGUGUAGGAGAUCUGGAGAGCUCUGUGACAGGUUCCAUGAUCAAUGGAUGGGGUUCAGCCUCAGAAGAUGACAAUAUCUCAAGUGGACGGUCUAGUGUUAGCUCAUCAGAUGGAUCCUUUUUUACAGAUGCAGAUUUUGCACAGGCUGUUGCUGCAGCAGCAGAAUAUGCUGGUCUCAAGGUAGCAAGGCGUCAAAUGCAGGAUGCUGUGGGAGGCCGUAGACAUUACCAUGCCUCACACUGCCCCAGACCCACCAGCCCUGUCUCUACCGACAGCAACAUGAGUGCUGCUGUAAUUCAGAAGGUACGACCUGUUAAAAAGCAAAAGCACCAGCAAGGAAAUCUACGAAGAGAAGUCUACACAGAUGACCUACCACCGCCACCAGUACCGCCACCUGCUAUAAAAUCUCCCACUGCUCAGUCCAAAUCUCAACUGGAGGUACGGUCCGUCAUGUUGCCAAAGUUGUCCUCUAUAGACCCAAGAACAGAAAGGGCAGUGGAAAGAAAAGGGCCAGGCUAUAAGGGGAAAGAAGGAGCUGAUGGCCGUCAGCAUUCUGACAUGCGGACAAGUUCAGGGGAGCGCCGAGAAUCACAGGAACAGCAAAGUGAAAGCAAACCACGAGGAAACAAAGCAGCAAGGCGAGAUGGCACACCAGCAAAAACACAUAUUCUCCAAGAGGAUAUUCUGCCAUAUUGUAGACCUACUUUUCCAACAUCAAACAACACUAGAGAUCCUAGUUCCUCAAGUUCUAUGUCAUCCAGAGGAUCAGGAAGUAGACAAAGGGCAGAACAAGCAAAUCUAGGUCGAAGAAAUGUGGCAGAAAUGCAGGUUUUUGGAACAUAUGAGCAAGGAGAGGAUGAAGAAGAAUUACAGGAAACUGAAAGCUGAAGAAGAGAUGUAGUGUAACAAGUUUCUGAAAUCUAAUCAGAAAGAUAUCACUUAAGAUGCCUCAAGUCUGAUGAUAUUUGAUGCCAGAAAUAAUGUUCAGUGCAAUCAGAGUGUACAAUUCCCCGUCUUUUUAUGCUAUCAAAAUCCUAAUCUUUAUUUUAAUGUUAUUUUAAAACCCUAAACAUAAUGACCCUGUUUAUUCACUUUAAAUAUAACUCAUUUCCUCCGUCCAUGACAGCAAUAUGGUGCUACACUAGCUACUUCUUCCAUUGUUGGACAGAGGGGGGAGCCUCAGUUUGCUACUGUUGUGGCCAGUGCAGUACAAGACAAGUAUGUCACCAAACCAGUUCAUAAUCUUAUGAAUAAACUAUCAUUGAUUGGACAAUAGAAAAUAGCAAAGAGAGAGAGAGAUCUAUGCAGAUUUUCUAACCUUCCAAUGCUAUUAUAGGCUGCACUUGGUGCAACUAGCACUGUAUUUUCUUCCAGCAGUCAUUCAUUUGCAGCAAAAAGACAUCACACAACUUGAGUUAGGGUGGUUAGUAGUAAACACACACUGGUUUUUCAACCCCUGCCCCCAAAACUUUUAAUUUGUCUGGAUUCUAUCAUGCUUCAUCUGGAAGGUACAUUCUUUACUGCAAAUGUUCUUUAGAUAGGAAGAAGGCAUGUCGAAGUGAACUUGGCAGUUCUGUCACAAGUUAAGCUUAUCAAAUACUGAAGCGGUUGUUGGCCUCAACCAGUGCUACUGAAAACAAAAAUAUAAAAAGCAAUGGACAUUUUUAAAGCAUCACUGGGAAAGGACAUCAUCAUCAUGACUGGCCCAAAUCUCAGACCUCUACUUUAUAGUGUCAAUUCACCUUAAAGAAGAAGUGCCACUUAAAGAAGUUAUGUUUUGAUCUUGGGAUGGUUUUGGGGGGGGGAGAGGGUUGAUUUUUUUAUUUUUUAUUUGUAAUGCACUGUUUAUUUUUUUAUUUUUUGGUUUUAAAAGCACAAUCACUAAACUUUAUUUGUAAAACAUUGUAACUAUUAACCGUUUUUGUCUUAUUGUAAGAUGUUACACCUUUGUUUGUUUUUUCAUAUUUUAUUAAUGCUCUAUGUUUGUAUUGGAAAUAUUUGAAAGGUGACAGAUGGUAAUGGUAUCAUACCUAAGAAUGGGCCAUAAACUAAACACUUCCCGUUUUCUGGACUUUAAAUUCUCAAGUUUGCUGUGGCCUAUCUUGACAUUGGAUUUCCAAUGAAAUAGAGCCAUUAGUUCCUUUUGAAAUUACAGAAUUAUGUCCUUUGUCUGUAGAUUUUUAUGAUCUCUUUUGUAAUUAUAUAAUUUCUUUGUCAUCGGUGCUAAUGGAAAAUUGUGUGUUUGUUUAUGGACAGUUGUCAGGCCUAGCCGCAGUGGGGGGAAAGGAGUGUUUUGGUAUUUACUGAGGGCUAAAUUUUUUCAUUUAGCUAAUUUUUAAGAAAUGGUUACAAUAGAAAGGGCGUGCAGUACU
Molecule: messenger RNA, 6704 nt
Organism: Zootoca vivipara (common lizard)
Lineage: Eukaryota; Metazoa; Chordata; Lepidosauria; Squamata; Lacertidae
Source: RefSeq, a predicted model, not a curated record